UAACAUUCAAUAGUAUAUUAUCCUACUGUAUGUAGUAUGUUUGUGGAAUGGUUCUACCAAAUGCCUGGCAACAUCCUAGCUGGGUACCAAAAAAAAGUUCACUCGGCUACAUUGGCACACAUAAUGAUGCUGGGCUGAGAUAAAUCUCUGGGAGGAAGCCACCUGUCGAAAGAGGAUAGAGAAUUUGAGACGAGUCUCUGAACUAGCUAGCGGCCCUGCCUCAGACGGGGGGUGGUUUUUCUCCCAAUUUCACAGAAUUGUGUUUCUCGGCGAGAGCCUCGUACUUGAGCGCCUCCGAGGUUGGGUGGUUGAGACUGGCCCAGGCGCUCUGGGCUUCAACCGGCGUAUUCUCGCGGGAUCACGGGCCGUCUCCAUGGCUACCUGCUAACAAAACCGGGAAGAUGGAGGGCGGCAAGGAGGCGGAGGGGUUUGAAGGGUCUUGGCAGAGUCCUAAGAAAGGUCAGUCACUUACGACCUCGACCGCGCCAAAUGCCACCCCCGAUGAGGCCUCGGCGGUAUUAACUGAAGAACCAGUUACUGCGUCCCAGGAGAGCCGCGGGGUCGUCCAGAAGGCCUCAGAGGUCUGCACGGAUUCCAGCAUCGCCUCGCCUGUUCGGGUGUGCUGUGAUUUCACGCCGCCGUGCCGCAUGCAGCCAGCCUUGCACUGCUGCUGCGAGCCGAGCACCCAGAAGCAGGACUCCUGGGAGGCGCUGCAAGUCCCCGAGCCCGGCGCUCCAGGGCUGCCCUGGACCCCAGUUUGCCAGAUCCCCCCGGAGCUGCCGCCGCGGGGCCAGUGCCUCAUCCAUAACUGGGUGGAGGAGAGAGCUACCAAUGAGCUGGACCGGGUCCUAAAUCGUGAGGAAAGCGAGGGUUACCGCUUCCGCCACGGGCACGUGGGACUGCUGACCCUGGAGCUGUCCUCCCCCCAGACCUCCAGGACUACCCAAAAGGAUUCCUACCAGCAUCCAGGGGAUCCUCGGAAAGCCCUCCGAGGGAAGAAAGAAGCCAUGCUGGAACUGCUUCUGCACCACGAGAUUCGAAAAGGUGUAAAUCUUCAAGGUUCUACUUGUGAAAUAACAGAAAUGAUGCUACUGGUCAAGAAGAGAGGAUUCAAGUGCACAAGGGUAGUAACUGGUGAAGAGGGAGUGUGGUGACAUUUUCAGAGCUAGACAAAGUUGGGAAGUAGACCCAGACCCAAGCAUUAAACUGUCUCAGUCA
This is a messenger RNA of Monodelphis domestica (gray short-tailed opossum), 1218 nucleotides long. The record is from RefSeq and is a predicted model, not a curated record. NCBI's taxonomy places the organism in Eukaryota, Metazoa, Chordata, Mammalia, Didelphimorphia, Didelphidae.